AUGACAGAAAAUAUCAAGAACGCAGGUUGCUUCCUCAAGCCGCCGCUUGAUUCGGCAGAGAGCAGGUUCACCUAUUCGCCCGCAUGGCAAGACUUGGCCCGAUGGGGAUACCAGUAUUGCGACGCAACAACAUUAGACGAAUGGUACGGAGAAUUCAGGCUCAACUGGGGUAUUAACAAGGCCCUCCAGUCGAACGAGUUGUCAGAGGUUGACAUUCGCUCUGCGCCACCCACUCGCGUCCGAGAUCAGUUAAACCAGGAAGAUGUUGUGUGUGAUGAUGGUCAUUGGCGAGAUGUUGAGGAGCUUGGGGAAGACCAGAACGCUGUUUUCUAUGUGGCGCAUUGCAAUAUGAACAAGAGGUUCAGUUCCCCAUGUGAGCAGUCUUAUGUCGUAGAUGGAAAGAGGUACAUGUAUACCGGUGCGAGCUGCGCCGUGAGCAUCGAUCCAGAUCAAGGCGUCAUCAUCUCUACGGACCGUAUGAGCCCAACUCACAUGGUGAAGUGCCACGAUGGUCUCAUGGCACCACCCGACCUCGUGCACACAUCCGACAUUAUGUUCGCGCUGUGGAAAGACAUUGCAGGUGCAGACCGCAUCGCGAACUUCCUCUCGAUCUGUAUUGACAACGACAUUUCCGAGCAUGUCAUCAAGGAAGUAAUGCAAGGCAAUAUGCAGUCAUACCCUGGCCUCAUGUUCUCGACCAAAGACCCGGAAGGACAGGCUCUCCUGGGGACGCCGACAGCGGUUGCGAUUGGGUAUCUUUUGGCCCAGCACACGGGCGCUAUGGGGGUCCGGUAUGUGGAUAGCGUUCGCGUCUUCAAGAGCGAUUCGCAGAGUCGGUCUCCAUGUCUGAUGUUCUAUAUCUUCUCCGACGAUGAUGGUCAAAGUGAGGACGAAGAAGAACAGGAGAAAAAGAAAAUGCAGCUGUUGUGA
Molecule: messenger RNA, 930 nt
Organism: Paraphaeosphaeria sporulosa
Lineage: Eukaryota; Fungi; Ascomycota; Dothideomycetes; Pleosporales; Didymosphaeriaceae
Exons: 2
Coding region: 1-930 (309 amino acids)
Source: RefSeq, a predicted model, not a curated record